UAUUGUAUCACUCUAUUCACAAUCCUAUCUCACACUCAGUUAGUUUUCCUUCUCUAACAGUUUCCACCUUACACAGGUUCUUGCUUUCACACAUUUUGCUGUAAUUUCCUAUAUCUUCCUCCCACACCCUAGUCAAAUCCUAUCCAUUCUUCACAACUUAGUUUUUAAAUUGUUUUCUCUGACCACUGCAACCCACUGUAAUCUUUCAGAUCUUCAACUUUAUGAACACUUCUAUCAUUUUUCUCUUUUGUUCCUUAUUUUCUGUGUGACUUAUUUAUAAUUUAACCAUAUAUGACUUGUGGAUAUUUAAUAUUAACUAAGUUUUUUAAAUUUAAAUUAUUUUUAAAUUUAAAUUUUAAGCUACUUUGAGAUAGAAGUCAUUUAACAGUUGUAUACCACGAAGAAGGUAUCUCAGUGCCCAGCGAAUGCCAUAGUAAGUGGAGAACGAUUGAUUAUUCCUCUGAUGUUGGUCUGUAUCUUCCUAGACAGUAAUAGUAAUUUUUUGAUUCCAGGAGAGCUUCUGAAACUAAAGAAGACACUUUCCAAAGUAGAACUGGGUUUUCCCGUAAUGUGUUCUAUCCUGAGAUGGAAACAGAAUCUAAGAAAGCUGUAGCUCAGAACCUUCAGACACUAGAGGUGGAUGAUGGACUUCUGAUAAUGAAGGUAGACGGGGAAGAUUUUACCUGGAGGCAGGACACUACUUUACAGAGAAGUGAUCCCCUCAGGCAGGAGCUUUGCCAGCAGCUUUUUAGGUAGUUCCACUACCAGGAUUCCCCAGGGCCCCAUCAGGUGCUGAGCGGGCUCCAGGAGCUCUGCUGUCAAUGGCAGAUCCUGGAGCUGCUGGUGCUGGAGCAGUUCCUGACCAUCCUGCCUAAGGAUCUCCAGGCCUGGGUGCAUGAACAUUACCCAGAGAGUGGAGAGGAGGCAGUGACAAUACUAGAUGAUUUGGAAAGAGGCACUGAUGAAGCAGUACUCCAGGUGCCAGCCCAUGGACAUGGACAAGAAAUAUUCAGGAGAAAGGCGGCGUCUCUAAGACCGGUACUUGGUGUCCAGUUCCAGCUAGUAGAGACCAAGGACCUUUAUGGGUUUUCAGAACCGCAUCUCCUAUGUUCCAGAUUCAAGAAACUAACUGAGAACAUACACUGCAAUGACAAUUCAAAAGCCAUGCCCAAAGGAAAACCUGGCUAUGACCAGCUUCACAAAUUGUGCCCAGUUAUCAAUGCUCUCAAUAGCUGCCUAAAGGAGGAUAUCACUAGUGUCAAAAGAAAGAACAAAGAUGGUUCCUCCUAUGAAAUCCGUUGCCCAAGAGCAGUUGCAGAAUACAACGCAAUUACAGGAGGAGUGGACCGCUUUGACCAGAGGCGUGAAAGGCUCACCCUAGAAGUCCCUAAGUCAGCCAUUAGGGCCCGGGAAGUGAAGGUGUUUCUAAAAGAUGCCAAGUGGUCCAUUGGAGGUGGAAUGGCUACCGUGCUCCUUCCACUGGCUCCCAAAGAGCUUAAGGGGCUCUUCAAAGUAAACAACAAAGAAGGGCCUGGCAGGGGCCAGGGAUCCAGCCCACAAGGGAGCAGCCCAAACAACCAGGAGUUAUUCCGCCAGCGCUUCCGACAGUUCUGCUACAAAGAGACUCCUGGGCCCCGUGAGGCCUUGAGCCAGCUCUGGAUACUCUGUUGUGAGUGGCUAAGGCCUGAGAUGCAUACCAAGGAACAGAUGUUGGACUUGCUAGUGUUGGAGCAGUUCCUGACCAUUCUACCUGAGGAGCUCCAGGCCUGGAUGCGGGAUCAUCAUCCAGAGAGCGGGGAGGAGGCAGUAGCUAUGCUGGAGGAUCUUGAGAGGGAGCUGGAUGAACCAGGACAGCAGGUUUUGGCUGAGGCCUGUGCACAGGAAGUGCUUUCUGAGACAUCGGUGCCAUCGGUGCCAGCUAAGCAAGCAAGAUAUCUCCUGCUUCAACCUCUGGAGACCCAGACCAAGAGUGAGUCUCAGGAUGAACACCAUCAGGAUUGUGAUGGUGUGAUCAGAACUGAUAAAGGGGAGUUGACUCAAAAGCAGGAACUUACUGCAGAUGUGCAAUCCCAAGAAAAAUUACCUGGCCAAAUCAAUGGAGAGAGUACUGAAUGUGGAGAGACCCAGGAACAUGAAAUAUGGUUAGAAAGACAUCAGAGAAACACUUCAACUGAGAGACGAUGUAAGUGUGAUGAAUGUGGGAAAAGAUUCACUCAAAAGUCAAGCCUCAUUAGACAUAAGAGAAUCCAUAGUGGAGAGAGACCCUUUUCCUGUAAUAAAUGUGGCAAAGCUUUCAUACAGAGCUCACAACUUAUUGACCAUCAGAGAAUGCACAGCCGAUUAAAACCGUAUCAGUGUGAUGAGUGUGGCAAAGCCUUUUAUUACAGUUCACACCUCGUUCAGCAUCAAAGGACCCAUACUGGUGAGAAACCUUUCCAAUGCAAUGAGUGUGGGAAAGCUUUUCAUUACAGCUCAGGCCUUAUUCGACAUCAGAGGACCCACACAGGAGAGAAACCAUACCAGUGUAAUGACUGUGGGAAAGCCUUCUGCCUGAGCUCACAUCUGAUACAACAUCAGAGAGUUCAUACUGGAGAGAAGCCAUACCAGUGUAGUGAGUGUGAGAAAAGCUUCAGCCAGCGCUCAGGCCUCUUCCAUCACCAGAGAAUUCACAGUGGGGAGAAACCCUAUGAAUGUGAUGAAUGUGGAAAGGCCUUCAGUCAUAGUUCAGCUCUUGUCGGACACCAGCGAAUCCACAGUGGAGAGAGGCCCUAUGAGUGUGAUGUGUGUGGGAAAGCAUUCAGUUACAGCUCACAUCUUCUGGGACACCGAAGAAUCCACACUGGAGAGAAGCCCUAUGAAUGCGCUGUGUGUGGAAAAGCUUUCCGGCGGAGCUCACACCUCAUUGUACAUCAGCGAAUCCACUCUGGAGAAGAGCCCCAGUGAUGUCAAGAGUGGUGCAGAAUUUUUCAUCUGUGCUCAUUUCUGUGGAACAGAAAAGCACAACUAGAAAAGAAUGCUACCAAUACAACGAUGUAGGGAAAUCUGUGAUUACUAUUGCAAUUUUAGCAGCCCUUUCAAAAUACAUAUGUAGGCUGAGAUAGGCAAGCACCUGAAAGCUUGCCAAACAAGACUUUCUGAUUCUGUGCCACUAGGCAUAUCAUUUGCUGAACUGGGGCUUUGGAGGGGCUCAUUUCAUACUCUCAAACUUAUCUUCUCUGAAGCAGGUGCUCAGGCAUCUAAAAGUUAUUAGAUAUAUAACUGGGUAUUUUAGAGAUUACUGCUGUUCUCUUCCUCACCUUUUCCUCCUAUUUAUUUUCUUCGGAGUUGGAGUAAUUAAUAAUCUUGUCCAGAGUGUGAAUAGAAUUAACACCUGACCGACAUGGGAAACAAAUGUGAAUUUUGUGUUAAUUUGAUAAAAUACAUAAGCCUGUCAAUUAUCUAUACUAAAAAUGCUGUGAAAUACAAAAGCCAUUUUGUAAUAUUGAAGUGAACUAUGAUUUGUGAGGUUGGGAUGGUUCAGUGGGGGUGGAGCAAGAUGAUUUAUCAUGCAAAUUUCCAGUACCCUUUCACGUAAACCAGAGAUGGUAAACAGGUCAAAUGGGCUAUAUCUGACCCACAGAAGCUUUUUUCUUUUUGACCACACAUUAUUUUUUAUAUUUAUUGCAGCUAUUUAAGAAUCAGAUUUCACAUAACAUCUGAUUUUCCAGAUUUUCUUACAAACUGAGCACCACAUUCUCACACGGCAACAGUUGACUGGAGCUGACGAUCACUACUCUCCAGUUUGACAUGGUCCCCAUUGCCACACAGCUUCCUAUGGGUUUAUAUUAUCCCCCCUUUAUUCAUUCACUGUGUGAAUCCCGCCCCAGCUUUAGGUGUUUCUUAGAGGAACUUGAGGGCUUCAAGGCCCUCACCACCAAAGCAGCUUCACAUUAGUUUUAUAUAUUGGCCUUCCAAUUAAGAUUUUCUUUGGAGAAACAGUUUUGCUGCUGACAACAGAUUUUAAUAUUUAGAUAAAUACAUUUGUAUUCUUUGAGCACAUGAAGGUAGAGGAAAGCCACUUUAACGUUUUCCUUGGACAGAAUUUGUAGGUAAUCUACUGAAAGUCAACUGUAAUACUUACAGCAGAAUCCUUAGAGUCUAGUCCUCUGGGUGAGAAGAAAAACACAAAAACAUAUGAAGGGAGUAACAUUAAGUGUAAAAGUGAGAAAAUCUGACGCCAAAAGCAGAGACUCCAUUAGGGAAAAGAAUGAUUGAGAUUUGAAGCAUUUAGUAGUAGGAGCAGUUGUGGGAAAGCAGUAGGAUGAGGGAGAAUGGGAGUGGGAAAAGGUGGAAAAAGCAGCAAAGAAAAAGGGAAGGGUGGGGAUAAACUCUAUGAGGGAAGGAAAGCAAAAAGUUAGGGGGAAAUGAUGUUGAGACAAGGGGAAUGGUUAGAAGAGCCAGAAAAAAUAAACCGAAGAGGAAACAGAAGCAAAGUUACAUAGUAGGUAAAAAGAAGCAACCUUUAAGAAACUUGAGAACAUGGGGGAAGGGGUUCUAGAGCACCUGAUGUUCUUUUUAUCACUGACCUCUCAGUGACUUGAGAGUAAUUCAAGGCAUAAUCAACCCUAUAUGUCUGUGCCAGGUAGCCCAAGUACCUAAUAUGAAAGAUCCUAACCCAAACUGAGUCCACUAUUCCUUGGGUGUCACUCAGGAUCUACCUUCUCAGGAAAACUAACCAAACAGAACGGUUCUCCCAAGGAGCAAAAAUAUAUUCUUGGAUUUUCUCGGGGAGACACUUGGGAUGCUCUUUUGUGGGAAGAAACUUGACUAUUUCCUAAAGGAGGAACAUUAUGUUGCAAGAUUAUAAUGCCCAUUAUAUUGUAAACUAUAACAAUGGUAGCUACCAUUUGUUGCGUACUUACUGUGUCCUAGACACUGUAGUAAGCAGCUCAUAUAUAUUGCAUGAAAAUUUCCUCAACCUUUCUGUAAGGUAAGCACUAUUAUCCAACAAUAUGUAGAUAAAAAUUAUAUUUAUGAAAAAUUUAUAAUAAAGUGUUAAUUACAUUAAAAUGUUAAGCUGCCUAUUGAAGUGUUUUAGAAUAUAAUCAAACUAUGUAAAACAUUGAAAAUAUUAAAAAUUGGAAGGAAAUGACAAAUGUCAAUAAUUACUGUAUUUAGGUGAUGAAAACGGAGUAAUUCUCCCCUUUUAUUCUACUUCUUUGU
Molecule: messenger RNA, 5202 nt
Organism: Trichechus manatus latirostris (Florida manatee)
Lineage: Eukaryota; Metazoa; Chordata; Mammalia; Sirenia; Trichechidae
Product: zinc finger and SCAN domain-containing protein 31-like
Biological process (GO): regulation of transcription by RNA polymerase II
Cellular component (GO): nucleoplasm
Molecular function (GO): RNA polymerase II cis-regulatory region sequence-specific DNA binding; DNA-binding transcription repressor activity, RNA polymerase II-specific
Source: RefSeq, a predicted model, not a curated record